Messenger RNA from Symbiodinium necroappetens, 429 nucleotides. NCBI's taxonomy places the organism in Eukaryota, Dinophyceae, Suessiales, Symbiodiniaceae. The record is from the annotation of a GenBank genome assembly.
AUGGGUAUUCCUGAGAAGGUGAGAUGCCAUAACAGGUUCGCCAUCCUGUCCGAACCAGAUGAGGACCAAGAUGAGAUGAGUGUCUCCAACGACAUGUUCUUCGACUGGGAUGAGUUGGAGAAGACUUGGAGUGCCAUGAAUGAGCCUUGGGACCUUCAUGAUUUCGCUUUCAUGGGGAGGUUCUCAUGGUCCGAUGAGUGCGAGAAGGGUGGGCAUUCGCAGUACCAUGCGAUUCGCAGCAUCAUGAGAAAGGCAAUCAAAAUGCAUGCGAAAAAGGAGCGACGACUCAUGCGACAGCAUGAGCAGAGCAAAAGCAGUGCAUUUUUCGAUUGGGAUGAGCUCGAUGCUGCCGAAGAGAAUGAGCUCAGCAAGCGAUCAAACUCAUGGUUUGAUUGGGACGAGCUGAGUUCUGCUGAGAGCAUGAGCAAG